AUGCGAGAACCGGGAUACCAGAAGAAGGGAAACACAGGAUGGGGAGAUUUGGAUCAGGACUCCGGAAUGAGAAUGAACACUGGCGGGGACAUAGGAGUCACCCAACGUUACGAUUCAUGCGGAUAUCGACCACAUUCUCACCAACCGAAGGUGAUGCUCACCAGACGUCUCAUUGGUAACAUCCUUCAGCAGUGGUUCAGAUCACCGCCUCCUUCGAGCAAAAGGUGA
This is a messenger RNA of Strongylus vulgaris, 228 nucleotides long. Lineage: Eukaryota; Metazoa; Nematoda; Chromadorea; Rhabditida; Strongylidae. The record is from the annotation of a GenBank genome assembly.